This is a messenger RNA of Clupea harengus (Atlantic herring), 2785 nucleotides long. Lineage: Eukaryota; Metazoa; Chordata; Actinopteri; Clupeiformes; Clupeidae. The record is from RefSeq and is a predicted model, not a curated record.
AAUGUAAUUUAAUGUAGCAACAACUGCCUUCCUCCUACCCUCCUUGACCGUCCCCCUCCUCAACCAGUGGCUGUUUUUCACAACUCAGGCUUCAAGUCUCCCGCGGCCAUGUGUGAGUGGGCACUGGUCAUGACCUUCUUCCUCCUCUUCAGCCUCUUCGCCGCCGAGUUCCGCUGCAUUGAAUGCCACCGGCUCACUGUGUACAAGCAGGUUGCGAAGAAGAACCAAAGCAGUGACACCAGCGACAGGAACCCUGUGACAUAGCGUGGCUUGAACCACCACUGGAUAGCUUUGGAGAGAUCACUAAAGCACCACAUUGUUAUGCUGUUUUCAGAGUAGACUUGAUUAUGCAGUGGUGGUGGACAUUGCCAUGUUGCAACUAUCUUAUGUUGUGUGUGUGGAACAUUAUGGGUUGGAGUGUCACCACCUAGUGGCAUCAUUUUGUCCCCAGAAAGGUUUAGAUAGCCUUAAAAAGACAAAUGAGACGGGUUAAACUUGAGGUACUCCAGUAUUCACAUUCAUAAUUAUUGUCAACACUGAUGUUGAACAUCUGAACAUCUGAAAAGCAUGGAAUAAACAAGCCUAUGUACCCUGACCAUACACCACCAACCACACCUAACAACCAACAGCCUAUAUAUUACAUUAUAUGUAGGCCUAGUUCUGUGGUUUAUUUAAACAUUCAUAACGGCCGUAAUACAUAUUUCAAGUCUUACCUUUUUAGAUUCCCUUGUACGAAAAAGCAAACUUGCCUACAUGAUGUAAAUAUGCAUUUAGAAAAACAUUGUCUAAAUACUUCUACAUUUCAAUGGUUGUGCGACUGCAGGAAUUGUGUGGAAUUAAAUAUGAAACACGGAAAGUAGCAUCUGCAUCUUUAAGUUAUUUAGUCAAACUUCGGAAUGAUUGUUUUGUACACGCCCAUCAAAAUGUCACUGUUAGGUAGGUAAUUGCCAGCGAUACGCCUUUGAAACUUCUGGAACUUCAAGCUAACUUCAUAGUGCAGAAGACGCCGAUCAUAUGUUGUAUUUUUCUUUGAUAAGGCGGAUAAGUCCAGGCUACUUACACAUUACAUAGGUUAAACGUCACAUUACCUACAUCAUCAGCCUAUCGCGACUGCGAUCGCUGCUUUCUUGCAGAAGACCUAAGACCACAGUGAGGCACACUUGCUGUUAGUUCCUGUUUGACUUUUAUCUAAAAUGGUUGGUUUAAGUUAUAAGCAAAAGCAGGGCUAGGUAUAGCCUAUUAUUGAUAGAUGACGGGGAAUAUCACAAACUUUAAGAUAUUAAGAUCAUGCCGACUGUCCCUGAAAGUCUGUGAGGCAAUGUCAUACGAUGUGCACAAGUGAUGUAACGUUAAAUAAAUAGGAUAAUAUUCUUACUUAUUCGUAGUCUGGUGUGUUUAGAAUGUGGGCCUGGGCAUUACUUCCUGUUUUGUUGGCAGCAGGAGGCAUCGUAGGAAUCUGGACAGUAUAUGCUAUUUCAGUGUCAAAUAACUCUGUCAAUGUGACAGCAAAAUUCCCUUUCAUCAGUGAGUGUGCUGCCUAUCAGCCCGAGAGUGCUGUGUUCUGUCUCUUCUGCAAUGUGUGGGCUUCACUCAUAAUCUGGGUGGUGGUGAUCCGGUAUCAGCAGGUGCGUGACCUGGGUGACCAGUGUCGCCGUGCCAACCUGGCUGCCCUGGUGCUCGGCUUCAUUGCUGCCUCCGGGGUCUCCAUCCUCGGCAGCUUUCCGUUGAAGGCAUCUGUGGUGAUACAUCUGUUCGGGGCAUACCUGGCUUUCUUCGUGGGCCUGGCCUACUUCUGGGUGCAGCUGUGGCUCACGUAUAAGGCUGGGCCGUCCCAGGACCGCCACUGGGUGGGGCCGUGGCGCGUUGCUCUAUGCAGCUUGUGCACCUUGUUCCUCAUUGGUAUGUUCAUUCUCAAGCCCGCAGGCUUUAGGUCUCAGGCUGCCAUUAGUGAGUGGGCCAUGAUCAUGGUCUUCUUCAUUCUCUUUGGCUCCUUUGCCGUCGAGUUUCGUCACGUCGACCGUUUCCAGGUAACUGUGCAGAAGCAGGAUGGGGCCAUGGGAAGCAAUGAUGUCUCCACGAAGAGAAGUCUGGUGGUGUACCAAUCAUAGACAUAUAUAGAUAUAUAUGUCUAUGGUACCAAUGCCCAAGCCUUUCGGAUGUCCCAUCGGGCUGAUGGUACCAAAACAUUCCUGUCGGUUUUAUGGUUAUGCUAUUCCAAGCAUUAGAAGCCCUGGGACUGAAAUGUUUGUGUGGGAGUGGGGGAACUAAAAGGGAAUUUGACAGUAUCAUUAUCAUCAUUUUGUCCUGACUAGUUGCUAAAGUCUUAGUCUUAAUCACUCUAGUUUGGCCAUAACUAUGUUGAAAGCUGUUGUGUUUGUUUGUGCCAUAUUUAGAUGACAAUUGUAUAUAGUUUUAAUGUCAAUUAGAACACUUGUAUAUGCUGCAUUUUUAUAUAUUUUUUAUUUUAACAGAUAAUAUUAACCUUUUCUGUGUUUUACAAGUUUUUUUGGACUAUUUAACUUUCCUAACCUCAAUUUGAAUAAUUUGAUGUUCACACAGCUAGUUUGUUGCUAUGACAGAGGUCUGUUUAAAAAAAAAAGGCCUAUCAAUGAACACAGUUGCCUUGCAAACACCAACAACAGCACAGUUGGAGCUGAUAUAUUUUCAUGAUAUUGUGCUAAAGUACACAGUAAGUAGCCUGGGUGGUUGCUGGGAAUGAUGGGUGUGUUUACCUCUCCUUCACCUACCAAAAUAACCAAUAAAAAUGUAUUGCAUGUAUACACAA